AUGCAGUACAGUUGGCUGCCACAGGAGCGACGUAAGCUGGUGAUACGCGAGAAGCCGCCGCUGGUCAUCUCCAGCAAGCGACUCGAGCGACUGCAAGUGAAUGCGCAGCAAUUGCUGAAGCAGCAGCAGCUGCAGCUGCAACAGGAGCGACAACGCCAUGAGGCGCAACUGCGUUCAGCUGGUGAGCAGCUCGUGCUGCAGUUUGAGGGACGCAAGCUGUGCCAGACAGAGGAGCAGCAGUUCCGCAGCGAGCAGCGGCAGUUGCAGCAGCAACAAGCGCAGGCCAAGCAGCAAGCGCUGCAGGAGAAUGCGGCGCUGCGGCAGGAGGAACAGCAGCGACAACAGCAGCGCAUAGCCAAGGCGCAGCAGCUGCUGGAGCAACUGCGUCCAGGGCCACGUGAACUGAACGCUGCACGGCUGCAAAGCGAAGUGCUGCGUGGCAUUAAUGCGCAGCGUGAGCUGCAGCAGAAGUUUGCGCUGGUGCAGCAAGAGCAGCAGGCGCAGCAGCGAAAAGUUUACGAGGCACAGGUGCAGCAAGAGCUGCAGGCAGCGCAGCAGCAGCACAGCGAGCGGCAGCAGCAGCUGAGCGAGCACAAGCGUGAGCUGUGCUUGGCCAUAAAGCAAAGAGAGCGCGAGCGUGAAGCGUCGAAAGCGCAGCAAAUGCAAGAAGCGCAGCUGGAGCGACAGCGCAAUGCGCAGCAGCUGGCAGCGCAGCAGGCAAAGCAGCGCGCAGCGCAGGCAGCAAAGUUGCAACAGCGACGCGAGCAGGCGUUGGCUUCACUGCAGGCAGCGCAGCAGCGUCAGCAGCGACUGCAAAUGCUGGAGGAAGUGGAGCAGCUGCAGUGCGAAGUGCAUAACGAGGCCAAAGCGAAGCUGGAGCAACUUAAAGUUGAAGGCGCAGCGCAGCGCGUGCAGCGGCGACUGCAGCGCAAUGAGCAGCUGGCGCAGCAGCUAGCGCCGCGACUGCACUACAGCGCUGGUCAAGAUGAGGCGCGCUAUGAGCAACAGCUGCACGAAAUGCGACGCGCAUGGAGCGUUGAGCAGCAAACGCGCGAGCAGCGGCUAAAGCAGUUGAAGCAGCAGCGCCUGACGCAGCAGCAAGCAGAGCAGCAACAAGCGCUGUCAGCGCAGCAGCGUCAAGCAGAGCAGCGCAGCGAAGCAGUGCAGCGCAGACUGCAGAACGAACAGCUGAGCGUGCAGUUCAAGCAGCAGCAGCGUCAACAGCAACUGCAGCGUCAACGCGAGCUGCGUCAACAGCUGGACAAGCAGUCGCAGCAGCGAGCAGCGCAGCAAGCGCGUCCAGGCAUCAACUACAAUCGCGAUGCGCAGCUGGAAUGCAUGCGUGAGGACAUCUUCUUCUUCGACUAUGCGCGCCAGCUAAUGACAACAGCCCAAUCCCAGGGCUGCCCGCUCAAGCCAUUCACGCGUGUUGUGGGCCAAUACAAACUGGAGAAUCGCAUUGGCGCGCAGGUGCGCGUGCCGCCGCAUAUGCGCACCAAGCUGAGCAUGGGCAGACGCACGCAAGGCGACAGCUCACAGCUGGCCCAGCAGCCAGCGCAGCCCGAG
Messenger RNA from Drosophila busckii, 1566 nucleotides. RefSeq lists its product as uncharacterized. The transcript has a single exon. The annotation marks the transcript as partial. The record is from RefSeq and is a predicted model, not a curated record. Lineage: Eukaryota; Metazoa; Arthropoda; Insecta; Diptera; Drosophilidae.